Molecule: messenger RNA, 831 nt
Organism: Lepus europaeus (European hare)
Lineage: Eukaryota; Metazoa; Chordata; Mammalia; Lagomorpha; Leporidae
Gene: TPD52L2
Product: TPD52 like 2
Exons: 7
Coding region: 110-730 (206 amino acids)
Cellular component (GO): cytoplasm
Source: RefSeq, a predicted model, not a curated record
GGCCGAGGUGGUUCCGCUGGCUGCUGGGUACGCGGCGAGAGACUCCCCGGCUUGACCGCUCGGCCUGACUGCUCGGCUCGGGCUGCCUGCGAGCUCGGCCGCCGCCGACAUGGACUCCGCCGGCCAAGAUAUCAACCUGAAUUCCCCCAGCAGAGUGCUGCUCUCUGACUUCGUCUCGGAGGCGCCCGUCAGCCCAGGUGUGGGCGCGCAGACCCCGGCCGUGCAGGCCCUGACCGCGGCAGAGGAGGAGGAGCUCAGGGCCGAGCUCGUCAAGGUGGAAGAAGAGAUUGUGACCCUGCGCCAGGUGCUGGCGGCCAAGGAGAGGCACUGCGGAGAGCUGAAGAGGAGGCUGGGCCUGUCCGCCCUGGAGGGGCUGAAGCAGAACCUGUCCCGGAGUUGGCACGACGUGCAAGUCUCUAACGCCUAUGUGAAAACGUCUGAGAAGCUUGGGGAGUGGAAUGACAGAGUGACCCAGUCUGGCCUCUACAAGAAGACUCAGGAAACUCUCUCACAGGCGGGGCAGAAGACGUCAGCUGCCCUGUCCACCGUGGGCUCUGCCAUCAGCAGGAAGCUCGGGGACAUGAGGAACUCUGCAGCCUUCAAGUCCUUCGAAGACCGCGUCGGGACCAUCAAGUCGAAGGUCGCGGGUGGCGGAGAGAACGGAGGCGACCACCUUGCCGCCUCGGCCGCGGGCAGCGCCCAGCCCCUGCCGGAGCAUGCGCCUUUCUAGUCUCGCCGCGCCCUCCCUGCCGGCCAGCGAAGCACGGAGCCGCGCCGGCCGCCUGCAGUGGGCGUGCGCAGAUAUGUCAUGCGAAAGGUCACAGAGGUCAC